CUUGUCGACGGUGCCUCCAGUUCUACCUCGGCUACCUGCCGACAAUAUUAAAGAAUUAGAGGCUGCCGUGUGGGAUGAGGCAGUGGCUGCCACCUUGCGCAAGCACCUCCUGCAAAUAGGAGGGAAGUCACUGCGCGAGGUGGCAUCGUAUGCCAUGAAGGCUGUAAUGGCGCACCCCGUCCAAGUGCUUUACAGCCUUCAUAGCAGGAAGGGGAAGAGGGCAUUCAUCAAUUUGAAGUUAUGCCGGAUAGUCACAGAUGUCAUCUGUGCGAAACGGGGGGGGGGGGGCAACCUGACACAAGCGCAGGACUUCAUUAAGUGGUUGCCAGGGUCUGUAGACAGCGGUGGUGGCAGGAAGAGGCGUUUCACAGAAACGUUUGCAGCAGAGCAGCCCGAUGAUCCCUCCCUUCGGGGCAGGAAUCAUUGCCUGCCCACUGCUGCCCUCUCCCUGCCCCACCCUUGCCCUCAGGUCCCUGGCAAGUCCACCGUCGGCCCCUCCUGUCCGGCUGCUGCGGCCCCUGAUCCUUCCCCUGCUGCAGCCCCUGCCGCCCCUGCCCCUCCUCCUGCUGCUGCCCCUGGAGCUGAGCACCCCUACUGAUGCCUGCAUCAGUUCAAGAAUUGUAUUGUAAAUAGUACUGUAAAUAGUAUACUAAAUAAAUUAUAUUUUUGUUUACGCUUUGCGUGUGUCUGCAGGAAGUUUCCUUCCCGCACUUAUUUCCAUCACAUUUUCUUCGCUACUAAUUGUAUAGGCAGUAAGCUAGCAUACAAGCAACAGAAUGGCUGAGUACAGGCUAUGCUUGAAACACACUGGAUGCAAAAUGGCUGAGCACCGGAUAUUCUUGAAACUCAUUGGAUACAAAAUGGCUAAGCACU
Dermacentor silvarum is the source of this 873-nucleotide messenger RNA. Its product is annotated as translation initiation factor IF-2-like. The transcript has 3 exons. The record is from RefSeq and is a predicted model, not a curated record. Bases 155 to 598 code for a protein of 147 amino acids. Lineage: Eukaryota; Metazoa; Arthropoda; Arachnida; Ixodida; Ixodidae.